This is a messenger RNA of Perca fluviatilis (European perch), 1832 nucleotides long. RefSeq names its product zinc-binding protein A33. Bases 46 to 1416 code for a protein of 456 amino acids. The transcript is spliced from 7 exons. NCBI's taxonomy places the organism in Eukaryota, Metazoa, Chordata, Actinopteri, Perciformes, Percidae. Gene Ontology annotation, molecular function: protein binding. The record is from RefSeq and is a predicted model, not a curated record.
CUCUUUGCCCUCCUCUCCCUUCUUCUCUGUCCAUCCGUGGCUGAGAUGGAAGGCCGAGUAGACAGCUGUGUCACAGGUCGGUUUGGACAGAGUGGCAAACGCCUGUCCCCCAGGCAGUCUGUGGCAGAGUGGGUGCAACAGCGACCCUGCAGAGGCUCCCUGAGGAGGCGUCUGUCUGUAGAAGCAGUGGCUGCAAAGGCUGAAGCCUGGCUCGGAGUUGUCCUCAGCUGGAAGAGACAGGCCUGGGCCCAGCAUCGCCAGCAGCCAGACAGCCGCAGCAGCUGCUGCAUUGACAGCAGCAGGACACAGCAUGGUGGUGAAACUGGAAUGUACAAAAAUCACACAAAAGACACCAACAACAACUGCAAUAAAAGCCUUCUCUCUGAUCACAAGGGAAAGCUUGUCCAGGCUAUUAAAAGAAUUAAGCACGAGGUAGAUGAGUGCAGAGACGCAGAGAGAGAGACAUACAUAGAUUCAGUGCAAGUAGAGGUCAGUUUUGAUGCCCUGGAACGAGACAUCAGAGCUGAGUUUCAGAACAUCCAUCAUUUCCUGGAUGAGGAAGAGUGUAAGGAGCUGGAGCGACUGAGGAUAGAGAGACAGAAACAACUAAAGCAGCUGAAGGAAAGAGAGAAGAAAAUAGCAGCGCAAGGGAGAGACCUGGAAAGAGCGAUCACAGUACUCAACAGCAAACUAGCUGAGGAGGACAGUCCUAAACUACUCAAAGAAAUUCAAGAUCUCAUAAAAAGAUCUCAGGUCAGGUUUGUUGUUCCAGCGGAGGUGGACACUGAGGUACGCUCCGGCCAGUUUGUGGGGCCCAUACAGUACAGGAUAUGGAAGCACAUGAAAAGCUGCCUUUACCCAAAUAUUACAUCAAUGACCUUUGACCCUGAGACAGCCCACCCUAAUCUGUCCCUGUCCCAGUCUCGCACCUCAGUGUGGUUUGAGGAGGAUAAGGACACAAAGGAUUUACAGUUCAACCCACAACGGUUCCACUAUUAUUACUGUGUGUUGGGCCAUCAGAGCUUCACCACAGGCCGACACUACUGGGAGGUUGAGGUGGGACGUAAGACAGCGUGGAGGUUGGGCGUGGCACGAGAAGAUGUCCCUAGAGGGGAAAUGGAUGCCUCUGGCCCUUCCAGUGGCCUCUGGACCCUGUCCCUGAAGGACGGAUCUGUCCAAGCCUGCACCGACCCAAAGCCCACCAAGGUCAACGUCUCUGUCCGUCUUGUCCGCAUCGGCGUGUUCUUAGACUGUGAAAAGGAGGAGGUGUCUUUCUAUAAUGCUGUAACCAUGGGUCCAAUCUACACCUUUACUAUGGGAACAGUUGAUGUUCCUUUGUUCCCCUUCUAUAAUCCAUGUGACACAGAUGAUGGGAAGAACACGGCAGCCAUUAAGAUCUUUAACCCUUCCCUAUAAUGAGGGGCUGCAGAGAUUUCCAACACAAAUUGUUAAUUUUAUAUUAGUAUAAUUACUGUAAUUGGCAAUUAUUUUGAUUAUCAAUGAAUGGUCAGGAUUAUAUUUUUCAAGCAAAAAUGCCAUCACCUUGGGUUUUGGCAAUUGGAUCUUGACAUUUUAUAUACAAAAUUAUUAAUUAGAAGAAUAAGAAAAUUGUUAGUUGCAGCCCUGAUUAUAUAAUGCACUUUCAACUUGCUGAAAAAAUGUUGCGAAUAAAGGAACUCUACAUUAAAUGACUUCAAGAAAUGAUUUUAAAGAAAAUACAUUCAGUAUGUUACUGUGUUUUUCAGUUUUUAAUGCACUUCUUCUUUCACUGUGACUUUAGAGUUUGACUUGAGUUUGAGAAAAAUAAACGUGGUGAAAUAUGAUGCUUCAAA